Molecule: messenger RNA, 1895 nt
Organism: Eimeria acervulina
Lineage: Eukaryota; Apicomplexa; Conoidasida; Eucoccidiorida; Eimeriidae
Product: rar1, putative
Exons: 8
Source: RefSeq, a predicted model, not a curated record
GCAACGCGCACUGUCCGGUGCCCCCGAAUUUCAAUCGCAACAUCGCGCUCAGGUUUAUUCUAAAAACAGCAGCAGCAGCAGCAGAAAAUGCAGCAGCAGCAAAUGCAGCAGCAGCAAAUGAAACAGCAAAUGAAGCAGCAAAUGCAGCAGCAAAUGCAACAACAGAUGCAGCAGCAGAUGCAACAGCAGAUGCAGCAGCAGAAGAUGCAGCAGCAGAUGCAGCAGCAGAAUAUGCAGCAGCAUGUUCAGCAGCAGAUGCAACAGCAGAUGCAGCAGCAGGUGCAGCAGCAGGUGCAGCAGCAGGUGCAGCAGCAGAUGCAGCAGCAGGUGCAGCAGCUUGCCCGCCAGAAGUCGGAGUCCUCGCCUGUUACAAUCAACCACCAGCAGCAGCACCAGCAGCAGCAGCAGCAGCAGCAGCAGCAGGUGUAGGAGCAGGUGCACCAGCAGAAGCGGCAGCAGGUGUAGGAGCAGGUGCACCAGCAGCAGCAGCAGCAGGUGUAGGAGCAGGUGCAGCAGCAGAAGCGGCAGCGGGUGUAGGAGCAGGUGCGGCAGCAGAAGCAGGUGUAGGAGCAGGUGCAGCAGCAGAAGCAGGUGUAGGAGCAGGUGCAGCAGCAGCAGCAGGUGUAGGAGCAGAUGCAGCAGCAACAGCAGCAGCAGGCGUAGUAGCAGGUGUAGGGGCAGGUGCAGCAGCAGCAGCAGGUGUAGGAGCAGUAGCAGGUUUAGUAGCAGGUGCAGCAGCAGCAGGCACAGUAGCAGCAGCAGGCACAGUAGCAGCAGCAGCAGGCGCAGCAGCAGCAGCAGCACGAGCAGCAGCAAGAACAGCAACAGCAGCAGCAGCAAGAGCAGCAGCAGCAGCAGCAGCAAGAGCAGCAGCAGCAGCAGCAAUACCGUGGCUAUUGCAACUACUGCGGCGGUUGUCCCAGCAGCUGCAGCCGCAGCAGCUGCUGCAGCUGCAGCAGCUGCUGCGGUGUAUUUGGAUCCCAGGGAGCAGCAGCAGCAGCAGCCUCGCCUCUCUCUGCUGCCGGGGGCCCCUGCUGGAGCAGCAGCAGCAGCAGCAGCAGCAGCAGCAGCAGCAGCAGCAGAAGCUGUUGCUACCUGUGUUCCACGACGGUGUUAAGCAGUGGCCCUGCUGCGGCCAGGAGGCCUGGGACUGGGAUGCAUUUAUGAAGCUUGAAGGUACUAGCAGCAGCAGCAGCAGCAGCAGCAGCAGUAGUAGUAGUAGUAGUAGGAGCAGCAGCAGCAGCAGCCGUAGGAGCAGCAGCAGCAGCCGUAGGAGCAGCAGCAGCUGCGCUGUGGGGCCCCACAGCGAUGCCCCUCCUCAGCAGCCGUCACCUGCUGCUGCUGCAGCUGCAGCAGCUGCUGCAGCAACUCCCAAGCCAGUAGCAGCAGCAGCACCAGCGGAGGCCCCGCGCAGCAUAGAGGAGUUUAACAGGCAGCAGCAACAGAAGCAGCAAGAGCAACAGCAGCAGCAGCAACAGCAACAGCAGCAAGCGAGCGAAAGCACUCAGAAACAGCAGCAGCAGCAGCUGCUGCUGCAGCUACAGUCGCUGCAGCAGCAGAAGCAGCAGCAGCUUCAGCUCCAGCCGAUGCAGGAGGAGCAGCAGCACCACCAUCAGCAGCAAGAUUCGUUGCAGCAGCAGCAGCAGAAGUACAACAAAAGCUCUAGUGGCUGCAGCAGCACCAGCAGCAGCAGCAGAUGGGGUGGCUGUUUGUGUUGCAGGCCCGCAUGCUCCCAAGAUGGUUGCUCCCCAGUGAAGGCAGCAUCUGAGCAGCAGAUGCUGCUGCUGCUGCUGCAUCGGCAGCAGCAGCAGCAGCAGCAGCAGCAGCAGGAGCAGGAGCUGUCGCUGCAGCAGCACUCGUUCCCUGCUGCUGCUGCAGCAAUGAUUUUGAAGUAG